Messenger RNA from Apis mellifera (honey bee), 779 nucleotides. RefSeq lists its product as uncharacterized. The coding region runs from base 277 to 708 and encodes 143 amino acids. Lineage: Eukaryota; Metazoa; Arthropoda; Insecta; Hymenoptera; Apidae. The transcript is spliced from 2 exons. The record is from RefSeq and is a predicted model, not a curated record.
UAGAAUUUUUAUGUAGAAUUGACCUUCGAAAGAUCUACGAAUAUACGUGCAUAUAUAAGAUAAAUACCUUGUACAUGUAUUGAAUUUGAAUAGUCUUUAAUCGUGACUAUGGAUUUAUUGUUUACACAAUUAUUAUUUACAAUUAUGCAAAAAUAUCUCGUAUCUUGAUCAUUCAUAUAAUAUACUCUUAAUUACUCAAGUUCUAUAUAAUAUGUUUUCAAAACAAAUGAAGAUCAGUUUCUUUGUUAAAUUGGUUGAGUUCAGUAACAAGAAAAAAUGUAUGCCAAGUAUCUUCUUGUAAUCAUAGCCAUUAUUGGAAAUACGAUAUCUGAAGUUCCUUCGUACAUCCAAAUUUGUGGUCAAAGGAAUCCUAAUCUCGAUGAUUGCGUCCUCAAAAGCAUCAAAAAUUUGAAGAGAAAGCUCAUUGAGGGAAUUCCCGAAACAGACAUAAUGUCAAUAGAGCCGUUUUUGCUCAAUAAUAUAACGAUUAUCGACAAGCCUAACAUUAAGAUUGUUGGCAUGAACGUGAAAUUGCAUCACUUAUCGAAUUUUCAUAUAGAAUAUUUGCACUUGGAUCUCGAGAAAAUGGAAUUGGACAUCAAUCUUCAUUUUGAUAAAAAUGAAAUCAAUGUUGAUUAUAACAUGAUCAUAAAUGUUUCCGUCCCUUUACAGAAAAAUGGAUCGUUGACUUUGAAAGGGGAUAAGUAAUCUGAUUAUUAAUUCUUAACACGAAAAUAUAAUCGAUAAUAACUCUUUAAUACGUGUUUUUAAUAUUUUAA